AUGCAUUCCAAUUUAUAUGAUAAGGAAAAAGGGCAAGAUUGUAAACCAGUCGGACUUCCACCAUUACGAUCGUUACUUACUACUCUGGAUUCCAGAAAUCCUGGGGUCACACCUGUAACAACUUUGAAUUUCAAUAAUCGAAAAUCAUUCACAAAUAGUACAAUAUUACCGAUCCCCCAAGCGUCCACACUAUCGAAUCCCAUCAAUAUUACAGGUAAUCAGAACAACAAUGGUAUAAUAAUAAAUAAUAAUAAUUUGCUAACUUUUAAUCACCCUACAACAACAGAUUCGGUCCCUGUAGCGCCUUUAACAACGUCAAUGACAUCAGUAGGAAAUAGCCAACAGCAGUUACCUUUCAAUAUGAGCAGCCGAACGCAUGAAUUUGAACUUUAUCGGUCCACAGCAGGUGCUAGCUCACCUAAUAAUAUGUACGAUCCUUUCCCUAAGUAUCAUAAACCAGAAAUACUUCUGAAAGAUCAAUAUGACCAUAAUAAUAAUAAGAAUAAUAUGAACUGUGCUGUUUCUAAAGCUAUUUCAACGCCGACUAUAAAUUCUAACCCAAAAGUUACUAAAAAGAAAUUGAAAAACCAUACAUCCUAUAUGACAAAAUUUCCUAUAAUAAAUCACAUGACUCAUAACAAUAAUAUCAAUAACGAUACUUCAACUAUAACAAUAAAUAAUGAGAAAAAUUAUGAAACAUCAACAACUCCAAGUCCGAAGCAGCCAUCACCGGAGAACAAACCAGUAAAUGUGUCCAGCGAUGUGGUGGAAGAAUUGACCUCAUUACAACAUGGUAGAAGAUCAAAUUUACCCAAAGAAACCAUAAGGAUAUUGAAUUCAUGGUUAUUAAAUCAUUUACAAAACCCAUAUCCGACGUCACAAGAAAAAAGAGAUUUAUUAAUUAAGACUGGGCUAACAAAAGUUCAACUGUCAAAUUGGUUUAUUAAUGUUAGAAGAAGGAAAAUCUUUCACGAUUAUUAUGAAAUGGCUCAGAAUAUGAAAAGCUCGCAAGAUGACUCCGAGACAGAGACAAACAACACAAAUAACUUUAUUAAUCAAAUGAGACCUGCAACAUCGAAUGACGAAACUGCAGAAUAUGAUGAUCUAGAUAGAAGAUUUGCACAUACACCAGUGACAAGAAGGAAAAAUUGA
Naumovozyma dairenensis CBS 421 is the source of this 1152-nucleotide messenger RNA. RefSeq names its product Cup9p (gene CUP9). Gene Ontology annotation, biological process: regulation of DNA-templated transcription. Bases 1 to 1152 code for a protein of 383 amino acids. Lineage: Eukaryota; Fungi; Ascomycota; Saccharomycetes; Saccharomycetales; Saccharomycetaceae. Gene Ontology annotation, molecular function: DNA binding. The transcript has a single exon. The record is from RefSeq and is a predicted model, not a curated record.